GCGGAGGGCAGCAGCAGGGGGGAGAGGGGGGGGGCGGGGGGAGCGGGAAGGGUGGUGGGUGUAGUAAAGAAUUUGAUGAGUGCGGGGAGCCAUUAAUGUCGGGAUCGGGAGCGAACGUGGCCGCAGUUUUGUUUGCGAAUCUUGCGACAAUCUCGUGCAGUCCGUGGUGCUCGACAUUGACGGAGCGUGUCCCGCUGGUCAUCGCAAGGGAUGGAUCAUUUCAGGCGCGGGAGGUCAGGUAUUUUGCAUUCGCGCAGGAUGGGUGCCGAUUAGUAGAAGAGAGGGGGACGUUGAUCAGCACGCGACUUCAAGCAUCCACGUGGCGGUGCACUCUCGAUCCGAUCGCGUCUUCGCGCGUGUUGUCGGAGGUCCGAAGGAGGGUGGGGGGAAAGGCCGCUGGCAAUCGGCGCUGGAGGCCACGUGGCGGACGGCUAGGAGAGGGUAUGGAUCGGGAUGCGGGAAGGGAACUGAUGGAGCAGAGACAUAUGGGGAACGUCGCCCCUGAUUACGAUCGCGAGCAAGUGACUAAUGGCCACGGUCCGGUGCCGCUCUCGGCAUCGUCGAGGACGGGUGUGGCGGAAGAUGGACCGUCGGGAUCCCAGUCGUGGUCGCACUUGCGCAUCGGCUACCAAGGCGUCCCCGGAGCCUACAGCGAGGCGGCCGCUCAACUGGCCUAUCCUGACUGCCAGGCGGUGCCUUGCGAUCAGUUCCAUUUAACGUUUCAAGCCGUAGAGCAGUGGGCCGUGGAUCGUGCCGUCUUGCCCAUCGAGAACUCGUUGGGCGGCAGCAUACAACGGAAUUACGAUCUUUUGUUGCGACACCGACUUCACAUAGUCGGGGAAGUUAAGGUCGACGUGCAUCACUGUCUCCUUGUGCUCCCCGGGGUAAAGAUGGAGGACGUGAAGAAGGUGGUCAGCCAUCCUCAAGCUUUGGUGCAGUGUGAAUGCACUCUGACAUUGCUUCUCGGCGCCGGCAUCGUUAGGGGUGCAGUGGACAACACCGCCGGUGCGGCAAAGCAGGUCGCACAGGACAAACUGCGCGACACCGCUGCCAUUGCUAGCAGCCGUGCGGGGGAGAUCUACGGUCUCGUGGUCUUGGCAGAUGGCAUACAGGAUAAUGCCGACAACAUCACGCGAUUCAUCGCUCUCGCGCGAGAGCCGUUGAUUCCACACAUUGGCGCCCAUUACAAGACCAGUAUCGUGUUCACACUGGAGGAAGGACCUGGCGUUUUGUUCAAGGCGCUAGCGGUGUUCGCCUUGCGAGGGAUCAAUCUCAGCAAGAUCGAGAGCAGGCCGCAACGAAACAGAUCCAUCCGGACAGUGUGGGACCACUUCAAUGGCGACCCAGGCAGCGCGGGGGGGACAGCAUCGGCAGCGGGAGCAGCGGUGAAGGGACGUGGAAAUAGGGCGUUUGAGUACCUUUUCUAUGUGGAUUUCCAGGCGUCCAUGGCUGAGCCGAGGGCGCAGAAUGCUCUGAGGAAUUUGGAGGAAUUGGCGCCGUUUCUGCGAGUACUGGGUACAGGUAAGCGAGUGUUGUGGCGCCRGAAGCGCGCAGAUCACACCCUUGUCGUCUUUGAUGACGACACCGUAGAGAAGUGGCCAUUGGAGGCCGAGGGUGUGUCAGGCGGCAACGGAUCCGGAAAGGGGGAAGUUGUUGCCGCCAUGGUUAAGAAGGGAGGACCAAAACCUAGUGUGAGGAGGAGGCCCCGAUCUUUCCCCGAGCAUCCCGGCAUCGCGGCUGAGAAGCCUUCGGAAAGGAUGGACAUAGACCAAAAGACGUGGCAAAAGCGAAUGGAUAACGCCCAGUGUUUGAAAUGUGGGACCGCAAGGCAUGUGAUAGCCAGGUGUCCGCUUAUACGAAACCCAAAAGUCAGUCACCAGUAGAAGUAACAUCCGCUUCUACUAAGUUGAAGGAUUCAGGAAUAGAGAAAGGUAAGGCGCCUACUAACCCUUUCAAUCCUUCAACUCGCAGGGCAGAGGAUGAUCCUUCUCCAGCCCCUCGUCCAGAUCACCCUGAACUUGUCUUAUGUUCCAUUUUUCUGGACGACUCCCUUGACGAGCUGAGCAACGAGUUGCUAGCACUGCGAAGCUCGUGGGCUAAGAAAGCAAAGUCUAAGGGUGAAUUAGUACUCGCUGAUAUAGAAAUCGCACACGUACGCGCAGGUGCACUGUUAGAUUCAGGAUCUACACGAUCCUAUAUUUCCGAGAAGUCUAUCAAAAAGCUACAUCUCGGAAUGAAGGUAAAAGACUUGU
Molecule: messenger RNA, 2252 nt
Organism: Chara braunii
Lineage: Eukaryota; Viridiplantae; Streptophyta; Charophyceae; Charales; Characeae
Source: the annotation of a GenBank genome assembly